Molecule: messenger RNA, 762 nt
Organism: Daktulosphaira vitifoliae (grape phylloxera)
Lineage: Eukaryota; Metazoa; Arthropoda; Insecta; Hemiptera; Phylloxeridae
Product: adhesive plaque matrix protein-like
Exons: 2
Coding region: 122-643 (173 amino acids)
Source: RefSeq, a predicted model, not a curated record
AAUUAUAUCAAGAUCUUCUGUAGUAUAUAAAAGACAACAUACCCUGUCUUUGUUUAUAAUUUUUUUUUAAAUACAUCAUCUGCACGCUAUAAUUUUCUAUACGAACAGGAGUUCUUCAAACAUGUUUCAAUUUUCAGUUAUCUUUUUGAUAUCUAUAUCUGUGACUUUUGGUGAAAAUGGAGUGACCAAUAAGGACAAACGACAAUCACAACCGUAUGCUGUUGAAUCUUUUUCAUCUCUGCCCUUGCCUUCCUCAACUAUAGUCCCAAAUAACAACCCUAGAAUCCCAUCUAAUAACAAUAAUUAUAUACCUGUUUGUGCAGCACAAAUUCCAGCACCAUAUUCUUUUUAUCCUUCUAAUUAUAAUGCUGACACAUAUAUUCCUCAAUAUCCUACACCACAAACACAAUUCCCUUCUUAUCAACUUCAGUAUCCAAUAUACCCACCACAAUACCCUACUUACCCAUCUCAGUAUACUACAUAUACAAAUCAAUAUCCUACAUAUCCCUCACAAUAUCCUUCUUAUCAGCCACAGUACUCUGGACCAAUCCCGUAUACAUACAGUUAUUUCAAUGGACAAUUAGGCAGUACAGUCAAUCCACUACCAAAUAGUAACAUCGCAAUUUCAUCAACCAAAAAAUGAAUCUUCCAAUUAAUAUUUGAUUCAAUUAUAAGUACUAACAAUAUUUUAUUUAAAUAAACAUUUUUGAGAAAUAACAUUUAAAAAUAAAACAAUAUCUUCAAAUCAGAUGUCAAAAUUUG